AUGCAAUCUUUUGUUCUAGGCGAGGCAGGAGCCGCAGCUCCUCCCGCGGACGCAGCCGCAGGAGCCGCCGCGGAGCCGGAGCUGCUCUAUGCGCUGCCGCUCUUCCGGAAGCCAGCCUUCCCUGGGUUUUACCAUGUGAUCCAGGUCCAGGAUCCCGAAAUCAUGGAUUACAUCGUGAGGCUCAGAUCCUCAGAGAAGGGAGGCUACCUUGCAGGCUUCAUGACCAAGGAAAUGCCUGAAGGCUUGGCUGACUCCCCACAGAGCGAGACGGCCGCGCCGUUGCUGAGUUUGCCUCCAACCCCGCAGACGCAGCAGGGCGAGAAGAAGACGCGAAAGGACACGGGGAAGGUGGCUUCCUCGGAUGCUUUGAUGGAGGUGGGCACGAAGCUCCAGGCGCGCUGGGGCCGAACGGCGGCCCCCGCGGGGAACUGCACUGCGCCGUGCUUCGAGCUAGUGGUGACGGUGACCUUGGGGAAGAACCAGGCGCCCAGCCAACCCGGUGGCAGCCUGGUGGUGAUGCCCAUGCAGCGAAUCCGCCGCGUGGGCACUAUCUCCAAUCCCGUCGCCGGGGUGCCCCUCUGCGCCGUGGAGACGGUGCCCCUUCCCGUGCUGGAAGUGCCGACCGAUGAGUCCGAGACCAGCAUCGAGAUUCGAGCGCUGAACCAUGAAAUGGUCGCCACGAUGAAGGAUUUGCUGAAGAUGCAGUUUGUUAACAAGGAGCAGUUUGAGCAAGUGAUCAAGCAACCUGGGCAGCAGCCUAGCGAACUGCGUCAUGAUGAAUCUUAG
Durusdinium trenchii is the source of this 786-nucleotide messenger RNA. The record is from the annotation of a GenBank genome assembly. NCBI's taxonomy places the organism in Eukaryota, Dinophyceae, Suessiales, Symbiodiniaceae.